This is a messenger RNA of Populus trichocarpa (black cottonwood), 1990 nucleotides long. RefSeq names its product methyltransferase FGSG_00040. Bases 133 to 1761 code for a protein of 542 amino acids. NCBI's taxonomy places the organism in Eukaryota, Viridiplantae, Streptophyta, Magnoliopsida, Malpighiales, Salicaceae. The transcript has a single exon. The record is from RefSeq and is a predicted model, not a curated record. Gene Ontology annotation, molecular function: protein binding.
UUUGACUCAUUUAUCAUAUCUAGCUGUUGCGUUACAGGAUGUGACCGUUAGAAGCCCCCAAUUUCAAAUCCGCAGAGAACAAACCAGUCAAAACACAAGAGAUACCCUACUGGCCACCACUGCCAAAAAAAAAUGAGAGAAGAGGACCAACUGCAACAGCCAUUAACACCAGAAGAGUUGAUGCAAGAGCUCAGAUUCAAAGCCACUGAGCUUCUUCUCAGAGAAGAAUGGCAAGAAUCCGUUCAAGUCUACACCCAGUUCAUCAAUCUCUGUCAAGACCAGAUCUCUGUCAAGUCACAUCAAAAUCACCCAGACCCAGACCUCCUCACCAAGCUUCAAAAAUCCCUCUGCUUAGCCCUGUCAAACCGUGCUGAAGCACUGUCCAGGCUUAGAGAUCUCACGGGAGCGCUCAAAGAUUGUGAUCAAGCAUUGAAAAUUGAGAGUACACAUUUCAAGUCCCUUGUUUGCAAAGGCAAAAUCUUGCUUAGUUUGAACAGGUACUCAAUGGCCUUGGAUUGCUUCAAAACUGCUGUUCUUGAUCCACAGGCUAGUGGAAACCUUGAAACUCUGAAUGGGUACGUGCAGAAAUGCAAGAAACUGGAAUUUCAAUCGAGGACUGGAGCUUUUGAUCUCUCUGAUUGGAUCCUAAGUGGGUUUCGUGGCAAAUCUCCAGAGCUUGCUGAGUACACUGGUCCAGUGCAGAUUAAGAGGUCUGAGCUCAGUGGAAGAGGCCUGUUUGCAACAAAGAACAUUGAUGCAGGGACUUUGCUGUUAGUGACUAAAGCAAUUGCCACAGAGAGAGGUAUAUUAUCAAGUGAAGAUUCUUGUGAGAAUGCACGGUUGGUCAUGUGGAAGAAUUUUGUUGAUAAAGUUGUAGAUUCAGCUACUAUGUGUGAAAGAACUCACCAUUUGAUUAGCACAUUGUCAAGUGGUGAAGAUGAGGAUAAGCUUGAGGCUCCUGAAAUGAGUCUAUUUAGGCCUGAGGCAGAGGAGAUUGGAGAGUUAAAUGAGAAGCUUGAUAAGGUUAAAAUUUUGAACGUAUUGGAUGUGAAUUCUCUUGUUGAGGAAUCAGUUUCAGCUAAAGUCUUAGGGAGGAAUAGUGAUUAUUAUGGUGUUGGAUUAUGGGUUCUGGCUUCAUUCAUUAACCAUUCAUGUAAUCCUAAUGCUAGACGCUUGCAUGUUGGGGAUCAUGUGCUAGUUCAUGCUUCCAGGGAUGUUAAGGCGGGUGAAGAAAUCACAUUUGCAUAUUUUGACGUGCUUUCUCCAUUAAGCAAGCGAAACGAAAUGUCAAAGACAUGGGGUUUUCAUUGCAGUUGCAAGAGGUGCAAAUUUGAAGAAGAAAUGUGUUCUAAGCAAGAGAUGAAGGAAAUAGAGAUAGGACUUGAAAGAGGGAUUGAUGUGGGCAGUGCAAUUUUUAGGCUAGAGGAAGGUAUGAGAAGAUGGAUGGUGAGAGGGAGGGGGAAAGGCUAUAUGAGGGCAUCAUUUUGGGCUGCAUAUUUUGAAGCUUAUGGCUCUGAGAAAUCUGUGACGAGGUGGGGAAGACGAAUUCCGGCUGUCGAUAUAGUAGUGGAUAGUGUUGCAGAAGCUGUGGGGUGUGAUGAGAGAGUACUGAAGGUUUUUAUGCAAGCAUUUAAAGGAAACGGCGUUAGCUUGGUGGAUAUGGAGAAAUCACUCAAGUUGGGAAGAGGAGUACAUGGAAAGGUGGUCAAGAAACAACAAGCCUUAAGGUCCCUCCUUGACUUUGGCACUCAUGAUGCUUGAACAUAGGCUAUUGAGCUAGUAGCGAUGCCAAGUUUUUUCUUUUUCUUUUUCUUUUUUCUUUUUUGUCUCUGUUUUUCCUUCUGUUUUUUAACUAUUGCAAAGUCAUUUUUUACUUUGUUUUGUGCCAUAUUGACACGAUCUGUGGCUUUUGUUUUCUGGCUCUGUCCAAAAAUUAGUUUGUGCUACCAUUCAUAAAUAACAAGGAAGCACUUCUAUUACAGUAUCAGAA